GUGUGUGUAGUAGAAAGAGAGUGUGCUUUUUAAUGUGUAUUUGCAAGUGCGCGGGUUUGUGUUUGAAAAACGUAGCUUGCUAUGGUUUCAUAUUGCAUGGAAAGUAUUCUGAUAAUGUGUGUUAUCAUGUGAGACAGCGUGCGUUUGCACUUGGAUAAAAGCUAAAGUUUGCAUCGACAGCAGCGCUUGUUCCUCGGAAGAAACCGCAGGUGUGCUGGUUGAUGAAUGUGCAUGCGCAGCGAUGUGAAAUGGACACGCGCACAACAGCAAUGAACUCGGCAUUCCCUUACAGGUGUUUCUCCAGUGCACGCCAUAGAAAUGCCUGCGUGCAUCUCUGCGUUGAACGUUGUGUGCGCAUGUUAAACUUUGUGCGUACAUUGAGCUGGCGCGCAGUUGUUCUUUUCAAUGGGCGUUUUGUUUCAUGAGCGCGGCAGUAUUCGGUUCUCGAUUUAAAUGGGUAGACACUCACUCGCUUACUCAUUGAUACUUUUUAUCCAUACGCUUUUUUUGCUGCUCUGCAACAAUGUAAUUCAUCACGUGUAGAAGCAGAACGCAGGCUGAGCACGGGAUCAGCCGUGUCCAACUUUUUAACCAGCGCGUUCUUGACGGUCCAAGCAAGCAAUGUUAGUAACAAUGGGUCGAGGUAAACAUUGUACCGAUGAUCAGCGCCAUAUGUUCAGAGAGAGAUUGACUGUCAAACUGAGUGGAUGUGCCUUCCUCGUGCUCCUGAUUUUAUACGCUGUUUUGCCGUGUUAUUUCUGGAAUCUCAACAUUUGCAACAGUGGUGCUGCUGAGUUGUUCGUACUGGCUAGUGCGUGCCUUCGAUUAAUAUAAAGCUGCCUCUGUUUAUUCAACAUUUUUGCCGAGAAAGUGUUUGGCUUCGUUUCUGCUCCUGUCACUCAUCAGAUUGUGCUGAGUCAUCGUUAUGCAGUGCUCAACCUGCAAUGCACCCACCGAUAGUGCUAAUUCGGUGUCCUGUGCCGGUGUUUGUGGUUCCAAGCAUCACACCCAUUGCACGGGGUUGUCCCGUGAUUCUACUCGUGAGCUUGGGCGUAAUAAUCAAUUGUUGUGGUUGUGCAAAACAUGUCACGAGUUUCGCAUUGGCACAAAUUCACUUCUCACAAAUCGGCUAUCAAGAGCGAUUUGCUUCCUGAGAUCCUCGCUCUCGUUGAUAAGCGAGCGCUAACACCCAUAUUAGCUAAGCCGUCUGUUAGCAACGCAUCGCGAUCGCACACAUCCACUAAUGUAUCGUCGCUCAAUGCCACAAAUACAUCCAGAACGACUAAAACAGCUUCCGCUCGCCGUACAUUUACUAACUCAACGGAGCUCACUGAUGAUAUCCAAGCUGCGAACGAUACCAACACUGUGGAUGAUUCUGACAACUGUAACCACUACAAUCAUCGUACUAAGCCGACUAGUGAUGUUAGUGCUGGAAACUAUCGAACAAAUACACAAGCAUCUUCUGAUCCUGUUUUGAACCAAAACACCACCAACACGGGCAUAGCCGAGAAAGUAUGGUUAUACUUCACGAACAUCAAAUCGCAUGUCUCGGCUUGAUGAUAUGCGUGUGUG
Molecule: messenger RNA, 1572 nt
Organism: Anopheles coluzzii
Lineage: Eukaryota; Metazoa; Arthropoda; Insecta; Diptera; Culicidae
Exons: 2
Coding region: 1084-1557 (157 amino acids)
Source: RefSeq, a predicted model, not a curated record